AUGUCUUCUUCAGUCCCUUACGAUCCAUAUAUCCCAAACCAAAGUACUGGUGAUCAAUCCCAAUCCAGACAAGCAGCAAUUCAAGCACAAAUCGAUGAUACCGUUGGUAUUAUGAGAGAUAACAUUAAUAAAGUUGCUGAAAGAGGUGAAAGAUUAGAUACCAUAGAAAACAAAGCUGGUGAUUUACAAAUGGGUGCUCAAGGUUUUAAAAGAGGUGCCAAUAGAGUUAGAAAAGAUAUGUGGUGGAAAGAUAUGAAAAUGAGAUUAUGUUUAAUCUUAGGUGUAAUUAUUUUAUUAAUUGUUAUCAUUGUACCUAUUGUGGUUCAUUUCACUUAG
This is a messenger RNA of Scheffersomyces coipomensis, 336 nucleotides long. RefSeq names its product SNAP receptor. Gene Ontology annotation, cellular component: plasma membrane; SNARE complex. The coding region runs from base 1 to 336 and encodes 111 amino acids. Gene Ontology annotation, molecular function: syntaxin binding; SNAP receptor activity. The transcript has 2 exons. Lineage: Eukaryota; Fungi; Ascomycota; Pichiomycetes; Serinales; Debaryomycetaceae. Gene Ontology annotation, biological process: vesicle fusion; vesicle-mediated transport. The record is from RefSeq and is a predicted model, not a curated record.